Messenger RNA from Struthio camelus australis, 4656 nucleotides. NCBI's taxonomy places the organism in Eukaryota, Metazoa, Chordata, Aves, Struthioniformes, Struthionidae. The record is from RefSeq and is a predicted model, not a curated record.
GAAGAAAUCUGCUUCAUCUUAAGCUAAUUCAGUCCUGCUAAUCUGCUAAUACUGUAGAUUGAAAGAUUUUUGCUGUUGCCAGGAUACCCUGUAAUGGGCAAGGAGCCUCAGAGAAUACAAAUCAUUCCGUUUUUUUUAACUUUUUAGAAACUUUUGUGUUUAACAGGGAACAUGUUUUAAAGUGUUGUGAUUUUGGGACAGGAGGUAUAUCAGCUGCCCAGCCUCCAAUUCUGUGGAAGAGUUUCAAAGCAAAUGUACUCAUGAACUGACGUGCAUUAGGACCUGGGCUCCUGUUGAAAAGUGAUGGGAUAAUCUCUGGCCGGCACCUGACAUGUUGAGCAUCCCCUAAAAGAGCUUGCCUGGGAGAGUUUGUGAAAUAACGCUGUAACAUGUUUGCAGUAACCAGUAUGUUUUGGAAAUUCGAUCUCCAUUCGUCAUCCCACAUAGAUACGCUUCUAGAGAGAGAAGAUGUAACGCUGAAGGAAUUGAUGGAUGAAGAAGAUGUUCUGCAAGAGUGCAAGGCUCAGAAUCGCAAACUUAUAGAAUUUCUGUUGAAGUCGGAAUGUUUGGAAGACUUAGUUUCGUUUAUUAUAGAAGAACCACCUCAAGACAUGGAUGAAAAAAUUCGAUACAAAUAUCCAAACAUAUCCUGUGAGCUGCUUACAUCAGAUGUCUCACAGAUCAAUGAUAGGCUGGGAGAAGAAGAAUCCUUACUUGUGAAACUGUACAGCUUCCUCUUAAAUGAAUCGCCGCUAAACCCUUUACUGGCCAGUUUCUUCAGCAAGGUGCUAAGUAUUCUUAUAAGCAGAAAACCAGAACAGAUUGUGGAUUUUUUGAAGAAGAAACAUGAUUUUGUAGACCUCAUUAUUAAGCACAUAGGGACCUCUGCUAUCAUGGACUUGUUGCUCAGGCUACUGACUUGCAUAGAACCUCCACAACCCAGGCAAGAAGUGUUAAAUUGGCUAAAUGAGGAGAGAAUUAUCCAGAGGCUUGUGGAAAUUGUACAUCCGUCUCAAGAUGAAGAUAGGCAUUCAAAUGCAUCACAGUCACUCUGUGAAAUUAUUCGUCUAAGCAGAGACCAGAUGUUACAAGUACAGAACAGUACAGAGCCUGAUCCACUUCUUGCAAGUCUAGAAAAGCAAGAAAUCAUAGAGCAGCUGCUGUCUAAUAUUUUUCAUAAAGAAAAAAAUGAAUCUGCAAUAGUCAGUGCAAUUCAAAUAUUACUGACCUUACUUGAGACAAGACGACCGACAUUUGAAGGCCAUAUAGAGAUCUGUCCUCCAGGCAUGAGCCAUUCAACAUAUUCAGUCAAUAAAAGUGUUUUAGAAGCCAUAAAAGCACGACUUUCAUCCUUCCACGAGCUCCUACUUGAGCCUCCAAAAAAAAGCAUCAUGAAGACAACAUGGGGCGUAUUGGAUCCACCUGUGGGGAACACACGUUUAAACGUGAUUAGAUUAAUAUCUAGCCUUUUACAAACAAAUACAAGCAGUGUGAAUCAGGAGCUUAUAGAGCUUAACAGCAUAGGAGUUAUACUGGACAUGUUCUUCAAAUAUACGUGGAAUAAUUUUUUGCAUACUCAAGUGGAAAUAUGUAUUGCGUUGAUUCUUGCAAGUCCUCUUGAAAGCACAGAAAACGGCACAAUUACAGAUCAGGAUUCCACUGGGGACAAUCUUUUACUGAAACAUCUCUUCCUUAAGUGCCAAUUAGUAGAACGAAUACUUGAAGCAUGGGAGAUGAAUGAAAAGAAACAGGCUGAAGGAGGAAGGCGGCAUGGCUAUAUGGGUCAUUUAACAAGGAUAGCAAACUGUAUUGUGCAUAGUACUGACAAGGGGCCAAACAGCGCACUAGUCCAGCAGCUUAUUAAAGAGCUUCCAGAGGAAGUCAGAGAGCGAUGGGAGACAUUCUGCACAAGCUCUUUAGGAGAAACUAACAAAAGGAAUACUGUGGACCUGGUUACUACCUGCCACAUUCAUUCUUCCAGUGACGAUGAAAUUGAUUUUAAAGAAACUGGCUUCUCGCAGGAUUCUUCCUUGCAGCAGGCCUUUUCUGAUUAUCAGAUGCAACAAAUGACGUCCAAUUUUAUUGACCAGUUUGGCUUCAACGAUGAGAAGUUUGCUGAUCAAGAUGACAUCGGCAAUGUUUCUUUUGAUCGGGUGUCAGAUAUCAACUUUACUCUCAAUACGAAUGAAAGUGGUAAUAUAGCCUUGUUUGAGGCAUGCUGUAAGGAGCGGAUACAGCAGUUUGAUGAUGGUGGCUCUGAUGAAGAAGAUAUCUGGGAAGAAAAACAUAUUGCAUUUACACCAGAAUCCCAGAGGCGUUCCAGUUCGGGCAGUACGGACAGUGAAGAAAGUACGGACUCUGAAGAAGAGGAUGGAACGAAACAAGACUUAUUUGAAUCCCAUACCAAUACAGAGGACAAAAUGGAAGUAGACUUAAAUGAACCACCGAACUGGUCAGCUAACUUUGACGUACCUAUGGAGACUGCACACGGUGCCAACCUGGACUCUGUUGGGUCUGAUGUGUGGAGUACAGAAGAACCUAUGCCAGCAAAAGAAACUGGCUGGGCUUCCUUUUCAGAGUUCACGUCGUCCCUGAGUUCAAAAGACUCCUUAAGAAGUAAUUCUCCUGUGGAAAUGGAAACGAACGCUGAGCCCAUGGAUCCCUUGAGUGCAAACGUAACUGCUCUUGCAACACAGCUGGAGACCCCAGGAAGUGUUGCUAUGGAGGCCAGCUCAGAUGGAGAGGAUGAUGCAGAAAAUGCAGACAAGGUAACUGAAACAGUAAUGAACGGCAGCAUGAAGGAGACACUGAGCCUUACUGUAGAUGCUAAAACUGAAACAGCUGUCUUCAAAAGAGUGUUGAAAUCCUAUCGUGAGGAAGGAAAACUGUCUACCUCGCAGGAUGCUUCUUGUAAAUACGUGGUGGAGGAGAACGCAGAGGUUGCGGAAGAGGCUCCUUCUACUCUACAGCCUACUAGCAGCAGUCCAGAGCAGAGGACUGAUCAGCGCACCCUUUUAGGAGAGACUUCUGUUAAUGGCCCUGUAUGAUAUGUGAUGUCUACUGCUGUUGGCCGAAGAAAAUGAACUGAUAUCCAGGGGUUUGAGUGUUUCUUGAGGAUUUCAUCUAGAGCCUGUUGAAGCCAGUCACUGCUGCACUAAUUUCGCAAGGGAUCAGGACCAGCAACAUUUAUAUUCUAGAUUUUAAGACAUUGUACAGAAAUUCAUAAGUGUAAAAAUAUUGCACAUUGAGAAAUACCAAUAAUUUUUGCGUAUGUUUAUAUUGUAUUGUUCUAAAUAAUGGGUGGCCUGUGAAAUAAGAUCUUGCCACCCGUGUAAUGACAGUAGUGUUACUAUAGUUAAAAUGGCUGUAAGAAUAGUUUUAUAAAAAAAAGUGAAUACACAAAUCUAAUGUAUUUGAGACAUAACUAUUUGACAAUUAGUGUGACCAAAGUAUUUAGCAGUUUUCAUACAUUUUUCACCUUGUAAAAAGAAAAAAAGAAAAAACUGAACUCAUGUUUCUUCCAGGUUGGCGAAGAAUUGUAGAACUGAAAUGCCCUAUAAAUGUUAUUUUGGUUGUUUUAGCUUACAAAAGUGAUUUAAAUAAGAAUUUUUGGUGUUCAGCAUUUUACAACAGGUUUUUUAAUUGGUAAUUGUUUUCUGUAUUGUUUAAAACAGAUCAAAAAUGUAAGUCUAUUGGUAGAGUUUUUAAGUAUUUAUUGCUACAACUUAGUUGACAAAUUGAUGUUACUGUAAAGCCAUAUGUUCUGUUAAGUCUUGUUUGCUUGAAACAAUACCUUACAGGUGAAACACUAGAAUAUUUGAAGUGCACAUGGCUUGUUGUGUUUUUUUUAAGUGAUUCACCUGCCUUUUAACCCAUUCACCAAGAUUUACUUUAAUACCAAGCAUUAUACAAUGGAACAUUUCAGAACAAUCUGCGUAUUUAAAACGCUGUAAUCCUCUUAGACAAGUCAAGUAAAUGAAAUGCCCGUGCUGCUAAUGUAAUUACAGUACAUGCAUUUUAAAAGUAUAUAGUGGUUUUUUAAUACAAAUUUUGGCAGCAGAGCAUGUUAAUUGUUACUUUCACUGUACUGAUCUGUGUGAAGCUUUCAUUUGUAUGUUCUAAACCAGUUUUUUCACAGCUGGUUUGUGUAUAUAUAUAUAGUGAUUAUGGAAACUAAUUCUGUGUAAUUUAUAAUUUUCUAUGUCAGUGUAAAAUUCCAACAGCCUUCUCAAACAAACAGAAGCAAUAUACUGUAUAUUGCCACAUUGUCUGGUGAAAGGGUUAAAGUACUUCACCUCCUGCACUUUUAGAUGCAAAUCCAUUUUUAUUUCUGUAAUAGUUAUAUUCAUUUAUUUUUACAUCAUUUGUUUUCCUGACCAGUAUUUAAAGCCAAAAGGAUACUCUAAACAAUGGCCAAUGAUUUAUUUUAGAAAGUGUCCCAAGCAACGUGCCUAAACAUUACAUUGCGUACAGAAAUAAAAAAAACAAAUGUAUAAUGGCAUUGCCCUUAUUUCUUCCUGUCUUGCAUUUCCCUCAGCAAACUUCAAUGGGAUUUGUCACUGCAAGCUGUCAUAAACUGAUCAGUUGUAUGAAAAUGGAGGAAGAAAACAAGAGGCAACCACGGUUACCCUUUUAAUUUUGCAUAAGUAAUAGAAU